This is a messenger RNA of Loa loa (African eye worm), 213 nucleotides long. RefSeq lists its product as hypothetical. The transcript is spliced from 2 exons. The record is from RefSeq and is a predicted model, not a curated record. NCBI's taxonomy places the organism in Eukaryota, Metazoa, Nematoda, Chromadorea, Rhabditida, Onchocercidae. The annotation marks the transcript as partial.
GGACGUAUUUUUCGAGCUGAUGAUGGCAUGGCUUUAUUAUUUGGAUAUGUUUCGAUGCGGGAACUUUUAGGAAUCGAAAUUUUAAAGCUUAUUCCUGCUAUUCAACUUGAAGCGGAUAGUGAAAUGCAACAUAUUUGCGCUCUCAGUAUUCGUGGUAAUUCAAUACCGAUUACAGUGAAAGUUAAUACUGAAAAGGAUUCCGAAAGUAAGUAA